CGAUCAGGUAUUUCAUGGACUAGUGUUUCCCAGCAAGCACAUUUUAGUUAUAACUUUACAGUGAAUAUUCAGAAACCAAUUUUGGAGGUCAAAAUGGAGAAGAUCUUGUUAUGGAGUUUCCUACUGACUUCUUCUGAAAGUCAAGCCUUGAGAUCCUUGGUUCAAAGAAAUACCGAAUUUGCAGUGGAUCUUUAUCAAGCUAUUUGUUUAUCUCAUAAAAACAACAUUGUAUUUUCCCCUCUUGGGACAACUUUGGUUCUUGGAAUGGUACAACUUGGAGCAAAAGGAAAAGCACAAUGGCAGGUAAAACAAACUCUAAAAUUUCAGGAAUCCUCAACAGGAGAAGAAUUUUCUUUGCUGAAGUCAUUUUUCUCUGCCAUCUCAGAGAAAAAACAAGAUUUUACAUUUAAUCUUGCCAAUGCCCUCUACCUUCAAGAAGGAUUCACUGUGAAAGAACAGUAUCUCCAUGGCAACAAAGAAUUUUUUCAGAGCGUCAUAAAACUGGUAGAUUUUCAGGAUGCAAAGGCUUGUGCAGAGACAAUAAAUACCUGGAUAGAAAGCAAAACAGAUGGAAAAAUUAAAGACAUGUUUUCAGGGGAAGAAUUUGGUCCUCUGACUCGGCUUGUUUUGGUGAAUGCUAUUUAUUUCAAGGGGGAUUGGAAACAGAAAUUCAGAAAAGAGGACACACAGCUGAUGAAAUUCACUGAGAGAGAUGGAGCAGCAGUCAACAUCCCGAUGAUGAAGGCUCUUCUGAGAACAAAAUAUGGUUAUUUUUCUGAAUCCUACAUGAAUUACCAGGUUUUGGAAUUACCUUAUAAAGGUGAUGAGUUUAGUUUAAUCGUCAUACUUCCUGCUGAAGAUGUGAACAUAGAAGAAAUGGAAAAAGUAAUUACUGCUUAUCAAAUCCUGAAAUGGUUCUCUGAGAUGCAAGAAGAAGAAGUAGAAAUAAGCCUCCCUAGAUUUAAAGUGGAACAAAAAUUAGACUUAAAAGAAGCUUUGUAUUCUCUAAAUAUAACUGAGAUAUUUAGUGGUGGCUGUGACCUUUCUGGAAUAACAGAUUCAUCUGAGGUGUUUAUUUCCCAAGUUGUGCAACAAGUUUUCUUUGAGAUAAAUGAAGAUGGCAGCGAAGCUGCAACAUCAACUGGUGUACACGUCCCUGUGAUCAUGAGUCUGGUUCGAAACCAAUUUAUAGCAAAUCAUCCAUUUCUGUUUAUUUUGAAGAACAACCCAACAGAAUCCAUUUUGUUUAUGGGAAGGGUGACAAAUCCCGACACUCAAAAGAUUAAGGGAAGAGAUUUAGAUUCACUGUAAAUAAAAAGCUUCGGAGUGUAAGAUGAUUCCUAGAAAAUAGUUCAUUGGCAAAUCAUCAUCUUGCAAAUAAUUUCUAUAUAUCUCUUUCUGUUUUUAACUGUGCCUAUAUUAAUCUGUAUAAAUGUAGACCUGUUUUAAUGAAUAAAUAAAA
Molecule: messenger RNA, 1462 nt
Organism: Manis javanica (Malayan pangolin)
Lineage: Eukaryota; Metazoa; Chordata; Mammalia; Pholidota; Manidae
Gene: SERPINI2
Product: serpin family I member 2
Biological process (GO): negative regulation of endopeptidase activity
Molecular function (GO): serine-type endopeptidase inhibitor activity
Source: RefSeq, a predicted model, not a curated record